Molecule: messenger RNA, 237 nt
Organism: Parnassius apollo (apollo)
Lineage: Eukaryota; Metazoa; Arthropoda; Insecta; Lepidoptera; Papilionidae
Source: the annotation of a GenBank genome assembly
AUGAAUUUGCAGCAAAACGAAGCGCCCGCGCCGCGGCGCUACCAUCGCCGUCGCCCGCUUAUCCGACGCCAUUUUCACACAUCCAGUGAGCUUUCCCACAAUCAGAUCACUAAGCAUCCCCCACAGCGACAACAUUGUGGGACACGAGUCGUGUCGCAAGCAGCGUUGCCCUCGCACGUGCUCUUAACUCAGCUGGUGACUUUAAAAAGACUGUUUUGUCACUUAAUCUCGUUUUAA